CGGGGCCUGUGCUGCGCGUGACGUGGGCUCCCGAGGAAGAAGAAGAAGAGGAGGAGGAGGAGGAGAAGGAAGAGAAGGAGAAAGCCCCGAACUUGAUUCCAAGCCUUGCACAAGCCUGUCCUUUCUCGGAAGAAAGACUUAAGGGAGAGUGGGAAAGGGAAGGCAAGUAAGGAAAGGGAGAGCACGCCAUGCCCUCGCUCUGAAAGAGAAAGAGAGCGGGAGAAGGAAAGAAAGCCCCCGAUGCCCACUGGCGAAGGAGGAGCGCGUGGAGAGGGGCCUUUGGGCAAAGAGGCUCCCCUGGCCCUGGAGCCUGCCUCUUGACUGGUCCCCGCCCAAUCCCGAGGCCCCUUUUUCUCCGGGCGCAGGUGACACACCCUCCCGGUUUCCGCCCCUUUCCUCCUGCCGCCCGACGCCCUUCGUGCAGGGAAGAAGAGGGAGGGCAAGGAAGGAAGGGAGAGAAGGAGAAGAAGAAGGAGAAGAAGGAGGGAAAAGGGGGCAACCCAUGCCGGCGGAGGGCGAGGAGAGGAGGACGAGGCGGAGGCGGAACUGGUUUGGUCUCUCUGCUCCGGAGUGAAAAGGCAUCAUCCAGCGGCAGAAACCAGGCACCAAGCCGAGCCAUUCCCGGUGGCUGCUCCUUCUCCUCCUCCUCCUGCUUCUCCUCCUCCCUUCCCCAGCUCUGAAAAUCAAGCAAGGAGAGCUCGAAGGGCUGCGGGCUCAGCUUCCCAACGAUGUCCUCUCAAGCCAAGUUCAAGAAAGACAAAGAGAUCAUCGCGGAGUAUGAAACUCAAGUCAAAGAAAUUCGUACACAGUUGGUGGAACAGUUCAAAUGCUUAGAACAACAAUCUGAAUCCCGGUUGCAGCUCCUUCAAGACCUUCAGGAGUUUUUCCGCAGAAAGGCCGAGAUUGAACUGGAAUACUCCAGGAACCUGGAAAAACUGGCAGAAAGAUAUUCUUCGAAGAUUCGCAGCUCUAGGGAACAUCAUCAGUUCAAGAAGGAUCAGCACUUACUUUCACCUGUGAACUGCUGGUAUCUGGUACUGACACAGACACGGAGAGAGAGCAGAGACCAUGCAACUUUGAAUGACAUCUUCAUGAACAAUGUCAUUGUCAGACUUUCCCAGAUCAGUGAGGAUGUCAUCCGCCUAUUUAAAAAGAGUAAGGAAAUUGGUCUUCAGAUGCAUGAAGAGCUCCUGAAGGUUACCAAUGAACUCUAUACUGUGAUGAAAACAUAUCACAUGUAUCACGCUGAGAGCAUCAGUGCUGAAAGUAAACUGAAGGAAGCAGAAAAGCAAGAGGAGAAGCAAUUCAAUAAAGGAGGGGACAUCAGUGUGAACCUCUUGCGACAUGAAGAUAGACCACAGCGUCGCAGCUCUGUCAAAAAGAUUGAAAAGAUGAAGGAAAAGAGGCAAGCGAAAUACUCUGAAAAUAAAUUGAAGUGCACUAAAGCCAGGAAUGACUAUCUGCUAAACCUAGCAGCUACAAAUGCAGCAGUCAGUAAAUACUACAUCCAUGAUGUCUCAGACCUAAUUGAUUGCUGUGACCUGGGUUUCCAUGCCAGCCUGGCACGGACAUUCAGAACAUACCUUUCUGCUGAAUACAAUCUAGAAACCUCACGCCAUGAGGGACUGGACAUCAUUGAGAAUGCUGUGGACAACCUGGAUGCACGAAGUGACAAACACACAGUCAUGGAUAUGUGUAACCAGGUCUUCUGUCCUCCGCUGAAGUUUGAAUACCAGCCUCACAUGGGGGAUGAGGUAUGCCAAGUGAGUGCCCAGCAACCAGUUCAGACAGAGUUGCUCAUGAGAUACCACCAGCUGCAGUCUAGACUUACUACGCUCAAAAUAGAGAAUGAAGAGGUGCGAAAAACAUUGGAUGCCACUAUGCAGACAUUGCAAGACAUGCUGACGGUGGAAGAUUUUGAUGUCUCGGAUGCCUUCCAGCAUAGUCGCUCCACUGAGUCAGUCAAAUCAGCUGCUUCAGAGACUUACAUGAGUAAAAUCAACAUUGCCAAGAGGAGAGCCAACCAACAAGAAACUGAAAUGUUCUAUUUUACUAAAUUUAAGGAAUAUCUGAAUGGCAGUAAUCUUAUUACCAAGCUACAGGCUAAACAUGAUUUAUUGAAGCAGACUCUAGGAGAAGGUGAAAGGGCUGAAUGUGGGACCACCAGGCCCCCCUGUCUUCCCCCUAAACCACAGAAAAUGAGGAGACCUAGGCCUCUCUCAGUCUAUAAUCAUAAACUCUUUAACGGCAAUAUGGAAACAUUCAUUAAGGAUUCAGGACAAGCUAUUCCACUUGUGGUUGAAAGCUGUAUUCGAUACAUCAAUUUAUAUGGUCUACAGCAGCAGGGUAUUUUUAGAGUUCCCGGAUCUCAGGUUGAAGUCAAUGAUAUCAAGAACUCAUUUGAGAGAGGUGAAGAUCCUCUUGCUGAUGAUCAGAAUGAACGUGACAUCAAUUCUGUUGCUGGGGUCUUAAAACUGUAUUUCCGGGGACUGGAAAAUCCACUCUUUCCUAAGGAAAGGUUUCAAGACUUGAUCUCUACUAUAAAAAUUGAAAACGUUUCAGAAAGAGUGCAUCAGAUCCAGCAAAUUGUUAUUACUUUGCCACGAGCGGUCAUCAUUGUCAUGAGAUAUCUCUUUGCUUUCCUCAACCACUUGUCGCAGUAUAGUGAUGAGAACAUGAUGGAUCCCUACAACCUGGCCAUCUGCUUUGGACCAACCCUGAUGCAUAUUCCAGAUGGGCAGGAUCCAGUGUCCUGCCAGGCCCAUGUCAAUGAAGUCAUCAAAACCAUCAUUAUCAAUCACGAGGCCAUCUUCCCCAGUCUCAGGGAACUUGAAGGACCUGUUUAUGAAAAAUGCAUGACUGGUGGGGAAGAGUACUGUGACAGUCCCCACAGUGAACCAGGUACCAUCGAUGAAGCAGACCAUGACAACGGGACAGAGCCGCACACCAGUGAUGAUGAGGUGGAGCAGAUUGAAGCUAUUGCCAAGUUUGACUACAUUGGCCGGUCCCCACGUGAAUUGUCCUUCAAGAAAGGAGCCUCUCUCCUCUUGUACCAUCGGGCAUCUGAAGACUGGUGGGAAGGUCGACAUAAUGGUGUGGAUGGGCUCAUACCACAUCAGUACAUUGUAGUACAAGACAUGGAUGAUGCAUUCUCCGACAGCUUGAGCCAGAAGGCAGACAGCGAGGCAAGCAGUGGACCACUACUGGACGAUAAAGCUUCAUCAAAGAAUGACAUCCAGUCUCCGACUGACCAUAUUCCAGACUAUGGAUUUGGGGGAGUGAUGGGACGGCAAGGAAGUCCAACUUCACAAGCUGCAGGAAAUGUGGUGAGGUUGAGAUCAGAUGGAGCUGCGAUCCCUCGCCGCCGGAGUGGAGGGGAUACUCACAGCCCUCCAAGAGGGAUGGGACCUGGGAUUGACACCCCUCCACGAGCUGCAGCUUGCCCUAGCAGCCCUCACAUAUUACCUCUGAACAGGGGCAGGAUGGAGAGCCCAGAGAAGCGCAGGAUGGCAACUUUUGGGAGUGCUGGCAGUAUCAACUAUCCAGACAGAAAGGCACUGACAGAUGGACAUCCGCUGAGGCCGACCAGUAGUUCAACCCGGCACAGUAGUCUUGGAGAUCAGAAAUCACUAGAGGCUGAAGCCCUGGCUGAGGACAUAGAAAAGACAAUGAGCACAGCACUGAAUGAACUGCGUGAACUUGAGAGGCAAAAUACUGUGAAACAAGCCCCAGAUGUGGUCCUGGACACCCUUGAACCCAUGAAGAACCCACAGAUAGGUUCUGUCAACUCUGAACCAGCCAGUCCCCUUCACACCAUCAUGAUCCGAGAUCCGGAUGCUGCCAUGCGACGGAGCAGCAGCUCAACCACUGAAAUGAUGACCACUUUCAAGCCGGCCCUCUCAGCCCGGCUUGCUGGAGCUCAACUUAGGCCUCCGCCCAUGAGACCCAUCCGCCCAGUCGUCCAGCAUCGUUCAAGUAGCAGUAGCAGCUCAGGAAUGGGCAGUCCUGCAGUGACGCCCACAGAAAAGAUCUUCCCAAACAGCUCCUCUGAUAAAUCUGGCACUAUGUAGCAAUGACAUUACCAUCACACGGAAGUGUUUAUUAAGCAAAUGGGUAGCCAUCCCAAUUUUUGUUUAUUUCAGAUUGGAAACUAUGAUUGUACAAAAGAUAACAGUAACUGAAGAAAAAGACAGGGAAAAUGACUCUUGUAGCGAGUGUAGGUGUGGCUUAAGUAUUUCAUGAUAUUGAACACCCAUUCUCUUCAAGAGUGCUGGAAUUAUUUGGUACAACCAAAUAAGAUGGUCAUUUUAUGUAUUACCACUGGAACAUAAAAGUCUGUGUAGAAGUAUGUGUAUAUAUAAAACUGUACAUAGUUCAGUUACAUUUUAGUAGAUUUACCUCAAAAACUCACCCCUAGAUUUAUUCUAGAGAGCGUUUUUGUGUGUGCGUGUGAGUGAAUUACACAGCAACCAUGCAGAAAGCAAUAGUCAAUUGGUCAGUUCUUGAAUUGAAUUUUCACACCAGUUUGACUUGGCUUUAGCGUGGCAAACAAAAGAGCACACCAAUUAGGUGUCCUGAAGGUACCGAAGUACAUCUGAUGCUAACGUCUAUCCUGCAAGAUGGAUGGAUCUUCAUCUUCAAACUCAUCUCUUAAAGACUGCUUCAUUGAAACAUGGAAGCUUGUGGUCAUUUCCCGAUUGGAAGAGUACACCACUUGCGGACAUAAAGAAUGAAAAGUAGUACACCUCCCUCUUGUGCAAAGGAGAAACCUAGGAUUUUCUGUACGUACUUCAUGUUGUAGCACAGUGUUAUGUAUGUACAAAUGAAACUCACCUCCUACUGUUCUCAAAACAGAAGAGGACUCUGAAGUAACCUGUGGUCAAUAAUAAUAAUAAAUAAUAAAUAAAUAGGCUAACUUA
Messenger RNA from Anolis sagrei ordinatus, 4919 nucleotides. It is a transcript of the gene SRGAP3, whose product is annotated as SLIT-ROBO Rho GTPase activating protein 3. Gene Ontology annotation, biological process: signal transduction; negative regulation of cell migration. The record is from RefSeq and is a predicted model, not a curated record. NCBI's taxonomy places the organism in Eukaryota, Metazoa, Chordata, Lepidosauria, Squamata, Anolidae. Gene Ontology annotation, molecular function: protein binding. Gene Ontology annotation, cellular component: cytoplasm.